This is a messenger RNA of Cygnus atratus (black swan), 959 nucleotides long. RefSeq names its product basic transcription factor 3 (gene BTF3). The record is from RefSeq and is a predicted model, not a curated record. NCBI's taxonomy places the organism in Eukaryota, Metazoa, Chordata, Aves, Anseriformes, Anatidae. Gene Ontology annotation, cellular component: nascent polypeptide-associated complex; cytosol.
CCCGGAGGCAGCGGCGGUUGCGCAUGCGCGGCCCUCCCGCCCGCCUGCCUUCCGGCCGCCAUCUCGCUCCCCGCCGCGUGCUGUUCCCGGCUCCGCCCGCGGCCCGCUCUGUGCCCUGCGCCCGGCUCCGGCAGCGCCGCGCCCGCCCCGGGAAGAUGAAAGAAACGAUCAUGAACCAGGAGAAGCUCGCCAAGCUGCAGGCCCAAGUGCGCAUCGGAGGCAAGGGUACUGCCCGCAGAAAGAAGAAGGUUGUCCACAGAACAGCCACAGCAGAUGAAAAACUUCAGUUUUCUUUGAAGAAAUUGGGAGUGAACAAUAUUUCUGGUAUUGAAGAGGUAAAUAUGUUUACCAACCAAGGAACAGUCAUUCACUUCAAUAACCCUAAAGUCCAGGCAUCUCUGGCUGCUAACACUUUCACUAUCACCGGCCAUGCUGAGACAAAGCAGCUGACAGAAAUGCUUCCUAGCAUCUUAAAUCAGCUCGGAGCUGACAGUCUGACCAGCCUGAGGAGAUUGGCAGAAGCCUUGCCCAAGCAACCUGUGGAUGGAAAAGCACCACUUGCUACUGGUGAAGAUGACGAUGAUGAAGUUCCAGAUCUUGUUGAAAACUUCGAUGAAGCAUCAAAGAACGAGGCAAACUGAACUAACUGUCACUUUCUGAAUAAAGUUAAAACUUGAAGAAGCUACAUGGAGCUGCUAUUUUAUAUUUUGACUGCUUUUGUUUGACUUCAUUUUCUGAUGAUCUCAAGAUCUGUAAUAUUUGGAAACUCCUUGAACCUGCAGCUCCUUCUAGUUAUUGCUUGUACACAAUAUUACUUUUGUGGCCCGGUUGAACAAACCUAUGCUUUGAAAUAAGAUUGCUAAUGAAUCUCUGCCUAGACACAUUUUUGAGUAACUUGUAUACAAGCAAAACCUCAUCUUUAAUGAACUUUGGCAUACAAUAAAAAAAUACGUAAUAAA